Molecule: messenger RNA, 1458 nt
Organism: Caenorhabditis remanei
Lineage: Eukaryota; Metazoa; Nematoda; Chromadorea; Rhabditida; Rhabditidae
Exons: 6
Coding region: 1-1458 (485 amino acids)
Biological process (GO): xenobiotic metabolic process
Cellular component (GO): intracellular membrane-bounded organelle; cytoplasm
Molecular function (GO): oxidoreductase activity, acting on paired donors, with incorporation or reduction of molecular oxygen, reduced flavin or flavoprotein as one donor, and incorporation of one atom of oxygen; iron ion binding; heme binding
Source: RefSeq, a predicted model, not a curated record
AUGAUUAUUAUUUUACUUCUAACUACAUUUCUGGCUGUUUUAAUUGUGAGGCAGUACCUGAAAGCUAAAAAACUGCCUCCUGGUCCCACUUCUCUUCCAUUAAUUGGAAAUAUUCAUCAACUGGUUUACUAUAUUUGGAGGGAACGAGGAGUAGUUCGAGCGUUCACUUAUUUCAGAAAGACGUACGGAGAUGUGUUCACUCUGUGGUUUGGUCCGAUUCCACAUGUCAGUAUUUGUGAUUACGAGACUUCUCAAGAAGUUUUUGUGAAAAACGGAAAUAAAUAUAAAGAUCGCUUCUUACCACCUGUUUUUGCACAUGUCAGUGACAAUCUGGGACUCGUGUCAGCAAACGGAGAGGUGUGGGCAGAAAUGAGAAGGUUCACAUUGUUAGCCUUCAGAAAUAUGGGUGUUGGAAGAGAUUUGAUGGAGGAGAGAAUAUUAGACGAAUUGGAUGCUAGAUGCGCUGAAAUCGACGCAGAUGCUGUAAACGGAAAAACUAUUGUUCAUACUUCUGAUUUCUUUGAUCUUACAGUUGGAAGUGUUAUCAACAACACAUUAGUCGGAAAACGAUUCGAUGCUGACAACAAACAAGAGUUUCUGGAACUCAAGGCUCUUAUGGAAUCGACUGCAGAUUUGUUCUCCAUUUUUGACUUGUCACUUCCAGUUUGGAUUAUGAAGACAUUCUUUCCAAACAGAUACUCACGGAUCAUUGAAGUUCAGCAAAAAGUUCUCAACUUUGUUUCCCGAGAAGCCAUGGAAAGAUACAAUAAGUGGAAGAGUGGAGAGUAUACUGUCAAUUCAGAAGAUCCCCAAGACUUUGUGGAAGCAUAUCUGGCAAAAAUGGAACAGGAAGAGAAGAACGGGGAGAGUUCCCUCUAUACAAUGGAAUGUUUGAAACAUGUAAUAGGAGAUCUUUGGUUUGCUGGACAAGACACAACAUCUACAACGCUAGUAUCUGGAUUCAACCAACUUGUGAAUCAUCCAGAAGUCAUGGAAAAAUGCAAAAAGGAACUGAUGAGACUCACAGAAAAUGGAUCACGCCCAUUGAGAUUAAAGGAUAGAGCUGAAUCCCAAUACUUGAACGCUGUGAUAGCAGAAAUCCAACGACAUGCUUCAAUUCUGAGUGUGAACUUUUGGAGGAUCAAUCAUGAGCCAACAGUUGUCAAAGGAUACCCUGUAGACUCUGAGAGUGUGAUAACUGCCCAACCUGGGAGCUCUUCAUAUAGGUUCAUUGAAAAUGAGAAACUCUUGAAUCAAGUGAUCCCGUUUGGAAUUGGAAAACGAUCUUGUGUUGGAGAGAAUAUCGCAAGGUCAGAAAUGUACUUGAUGAUUGGAAAUUUAAUACUUCGUUAUGAUAUCAAAGCCCAUGGAUCUUUACCCUCAACGGACGACAAACUCCCGCAUAGUGCUGGAAAACUGCCGGAUAAAACUAUGAAGUUGGAGUUUGUUAGAUUAUAA